This is a messenger RNA of Ogataea haglerorum, 2322 nucleotides long. RefSeq lists its product as uncharacterized. Lineage: Eukaryota; Fungi; Ascomycota; Pichiomycetes; Pichiales; Pichiaceae. The transcript has a single exon. Gene Ontology annotation, molecular function: mRNA 3'-UTR binding. Gene Ontology annotation, cellular component: cytoplasm. The coding region runs from base 1 to 2322 and encodes 773 amino acids. Gene Ontology annotation, biological process: nuclear-transcribed mRNA catabolic process, deadenylation-dependent decay. The record is from RefSeq and is a predicted model, not a curated record.
AUGAACACCAGGGCAAAGCCCGUGCUAACGGCAGUGGAAGAAACAGCCAGCAGUCCGUGGGACACGCCUGCGGGCGGUGAGGGCGUCGGCAGCAGCACAAAGGUGAUUUCGACGGCCGAGCUCGACAACGAGGUGGCCAGCAUCAUCUCGAGCCUGAGCGGAGCCAAGUCGAACCUGUUUGGCCAGCCUAACUCCGUAUUUGCACAGCCGGUGAGCGCCACACUGGGCGAAGGGCUGGCGAGCGACUCGGGGUCGGAGUUCCCGAACCUGAAGGACGCGCUGAGCGCAAUCAGCGCGCCGGUGCCGCAGCACAAGUCCAGGUUCACCAACAACCUGUUUGGCGCGGCGUCCAUCUCGGGCGUCAACGUCUCGAGCUUCAGUCAGUCGGGGCUCGGGUCGUCCAAUUUUUUGGAGAAGUUUGCGUCUGUGACAGAGAAGACGCGGGAGCUCGAGCUCAGGAUGGCCAGACUCAACAUCCAGAACUCCGCUACGCCGUCCACGGGCUCGGGAAACACCGGCUCGCUCUCCUCGUCGGAGCUGGACCCGUCGCGUCGCUCGUCCAACCUCAACAGCACGGAGAUCCCGUCGCCCCAGGCGGCUUUCAGGGAGCCCAGAAAACAAAGUUUCAGCGAGAAGUUCGACAACUACGUCUCCAACACCAACUCGCCCACCAAUCAGUUCGUCACGGGCUCUCCCAACGCCCUCUCCUUUGCGGACGUACCGUCUGAACACAGCUCGGCCAUUUUGGAGUCUCCCCAUGACCACGCCAAGAGCCCAUGGAACCCGGCAACGGCGCCUACGUUCCAGCCUCGCGGUUUCGAGAAGCCGAUGGCCCCCCAGUUUGGCCCGGCGUUCGACCCAGAGAUGAACGGGUUCCCCAUGAUGCCGCCUUACGGCCUGGGCCAGUGGCCUGCGUGGGGGCAGAUGCCGCCUCCGCCGCCGAUGGGGCCUUUUGCACCUGGACCAGGGCCUGAUGAAGAAGGCUGCGAAAAGACCGACGACGAGCAGCAGGCCGGCGUGCCUGCGCCGCAGGGCUUUUUCCAGCCAGGUUUGCGGUCCAUGACGCCUUUCAUGAUGCCUUCGUUCAGUCCUUACGGGUUUGUCGCGUCCCCUCCACCGGUGGUGCCUGCCGAGGUGUCGCCGCUGCAGCACGAGGCCCACAUAGCCCCGUCCAAAACCGGGUCUCCUGGGAAACCGAUCAAGAAGAGCAUCUCGCCCAAAUCUGCCAAGAUGAAGAAGCACAUUGUGCGGUCGCCGUUGCUUGAGGAGUUUAGAAACAACAAGAACAAGGAGUACACGUUGAAAGACAUCUACGGCCAUGGCUACGAGUUUGCAAAAGACCAGCACGGAUCCCGGUUCAUUCAACAGCAACUGGCUCUGUCCAACGAGAGAGACAAAGAGGUGAUUUUCAACGAGAUCAGAAAUCAUGCAAUGGACCUCAUGACGGACGUUUUUGGAAACUACGUGAUCCAGAAGUACUUCGAGCACGGAAACGACAUCCAGCGGAAAGUGAUGUUUGAAUCGAUGCGCGGGAGCUUUUACGACCUGUCGUUGCAGAUGUACGGGUGUCGUGUGGUACAGAAAGGCUUGGAGGCUCUGGAGCUGGAAGACCAGCUGCAGAUCCUGGACGAGCUGAGAGAAAACAUCUUGCUUCUGGUGAAGGACCAGAACGGCAACCACGUGAUCCAGAAGUCGAUCGAGUGCAUUCCGAUAGCCAAGAUCCCAUUCAUUUUGGACUCGAUCAAACACCAGAUCUACCAUCUGUCAACGCAUCCGUACGGCUGCAGAGUGAUCCAGCGACUAUUGGAGUUUUCGGACGAGGCCGACCAGCAGUUCAUUCUGGACGAGCUAAAGGACUACGUGUACUAUCUGAUCCAGGACCAGUUUGGAAAUUACGUGAUCCAGCAUGUUAUCGAGCACGGCUCUGUCAAGUACACGGACGAGAUACUGCAAGUUGUGCUGGAUAAUCUGGUCGAGCUAUCGAAGCACAAGUUUGCGUCGAACGCUGUGGAAAAAUGUAUUAUUCAUCAAACUGAGGAAAACAGGGGUAAGAUCUACAAGGAGAUCAUGCGCGACAACAUGGAUCCGCACGGCAAGCUGGACGAGAACAGUUGUCUCUGUGUGAUGAUGAAAGAUCCGUUUGCGAACUACGUGGUGCAGAAACUUGUAGAGCUCGUUGACGACCAGAAGAAGGGGCUACUGGUGAAGAAAAUUCGGGACUACCUGAAGCUGAUCAGCAAGAACAACUAUGGCAAGCAUUUGGCUAGUAUUGAGAAGCUGAUUGCGUUGAGCGAGACUUAUGGAGACGGUGCACGGGUGUGA